ACCAAAAAUGUAUCAAAAUGAAAAUGUCGCAAAUCUCGAGUCUCAACAAAAUAUUCCUAUUUGAGAGUUUCCGUUCCGUGCGUUGCAUAAACUGUGAAAGUUACACAAAAAUAUUGUACGACGGAAUUAUUUCUUAUUAAAUUUUAUAUAAAAUAGUCCAUUACCAUAUGCCAUCCUUUAAUGUGACUCGCUAUAACCAACGUUGUUUUUAAGACAUACGUUAUCACACCUAAGUAAUUUAAAAACAAUUGCUCUGGACAUAAAAUUUCAAUAAAUAAGUUAGAUGUUCAUAUUGUUUAAAUAACUCGACAAUGCGCGGAUAUAUGCGCAUGGGUCUUAAAUUAGCGUGUCAACAAUUAGUUAACCAACCAAUACAUUUUACCCAGACAGUACUUGAUCCUGCGUAGUGCGCAGUUUCGCUAGUCCGUUCUAUAAAUAGCCUUCAGGUCCAUCAUUCAAAAAUGUCUCGCCUGGACCUGGUGAUAUUCGGUGCGACGGGGUUCACGGGUAAACAUGUCGUUAUGGAGAUGAAUAGACAGUUGAAGCGUUACCCGCUUUCUUGGGGUAUCGCUGGACGCUCUCAAGCCAAAUUAGAGGAGGUAAUCAAGGAAGCCGCACAGAAAACCGGUAGCGAUGUGUCAGCCUCAGUAAUAAUAGCUGACGUGAACGAUGAGAAAUCCCUUAAGAACAUGUGCAGCCAGGCCAAGGUGUUAGUAAACUGUUGCGGGCCAUACCGGCAUUAUGGGGAGGCGGUGGUCAAAGCUGCCAUCGAAUCCAAGACACAUUACGUGGAUAUUGCUGCUGAACCCAUAUUCAUAGAAUCUAUGUACCUUAAAUACAACCAAGCUGCACGUGAAGCUGGAGUAUACGUGAUCAGCGCGUGUGGCUUUGACAGCAUUCCUACUGACUUGGGAGUUGUCUUUCUAGAAAAUAACUUUGGAGGAAUAGUGAAUUCAGUUGAAUCAUACAUUACUGCUGAUGUGUCAAAACACUUAGUAGGAGGGGCAAUGGUGAACUACGGCACGUGGGAGUCUCUCAUAUAUGGUAUACUAGACUUUAAUAAAUUACCCGAUUUGAUGAAGAAGAUAUAUCCCGAACAGAUGCCAGAAUUUAAUCCAGAACUUAAAGCCAGGUAUCCAUUCCAUCGUCGGUUGACUGGAAGAAGUUUACCUCUCUUCGGCGCAGACGCACCUAUAGUAUACCGCACACAAAGAACCUUGUACGAGAGAGAUGGAAAGCGACCGAUCCAACAUAAGACUUAUAUCGAGUUCGCUGGCAUUUCGUCCGCGAUGGCAGUCGCCUUCUUUGCGUUGAUCGGCUACGUACUCCUCAAAUUAAGGUGCAUUCGGAAUCUCUUCCUGAAUCACCCACGUGUUUUUACGUUGGGUGCCAUCACCCGCGAGGGUCCUAGUGAGGAAGUGAUGAACAGUACUAUCUUCUCAUUUGUGCUGUUUGGUGAGGGAUGGAGCGAAGGAACUGAUAUCACCACACCACCUGAUAAGAAACUGGCUGUUAAGGUUUCAGGUGUGAAUCCCGCAUAUGGUGCGACAGUUGUUGCUCUCUUGUUCUCGGCACUCACAAUACUUACUGAGAAGGACAAAAUGCCAAAAGAAACUGGUGUUCUUACAACGGGAAUUGCUUUCAAAGAUACCAACAUUAUCAAACACCUCCAUGAAAAUAACCUAAACUUUGAAGUUAUCAAUGAAACAGUUUGAGAAUUAGAUUUAAUUUAUUUUAGUAUUAAUACAAAAUGUGUCUCUUUAAUCUUUUUAACAGCAUUCAUUAAGAUCAUAUACUUAAGCCAUUUAGUUAAAUGGGUUUACUAUUGUGGCCAUUCACCAACUGGCGCUGAAAAGCGGUGGAAACAGAUAGUGCGCUCAGACAUGAGCUGCCGAUUAAAGAGAGAUACUAUUGAUACAGUUGAGAGCCUAAAAAGAUAUACUGCCGUAUCAUUGUGGCUUAUAUCUUACCUUAAACGAAUCGUUACCUAAUCAUGCAUUAAUUUCAUACUUAAGUUACAUAGAUAUUUAGGUAUAAAAUUCUAUAAUUGAGUUUAAAACUCAAAGUAUGUGAAGUAUAUGUUAACGGGCCAUAGACAAAAAUAUAUUGCGACGAAAUAGUCACAAAUGGACCAAGCGUGAGUCAUUUCCAUAAAAAAUCGUUUGGAGUUCGUAGGUCGUGCCUGUUGAAAAGUGAUUUUGUUCCAGUAUGACUUAUGAAUGAUUUUCAACUUAAGAGUAAUGUUAUAAGAAUAAUGAAGAGAUCUUUUGAAUUUAUUGGUAUCGGUAUAAUGGCUAUUAUUUUAUUAAUGCGUUAUUAUUUUAAAUAAAAUAGAUUUUUCUAUUAUGUUUUUUAUUUUAUGUAUAUAGAGGAAUUUUGAAAACAUACAAGUAGUGUUACGUUCUUUUACAUGAACAUUGAAUAAACAGCUUAAAAAAAUUGCGUAGCCGACAUUUUUAAUAAUAUGUUGUUACGCGCUUGUUGUUUGUUUUCUUACGCGCUCAAAAAUGUUCAUUAUACUCAAAUAUGUUUAUAAUAGGUACUCAAAAAUGUAUGCUUCAUAAAUACAAAUUUAAAAAAUACUGAACUAUAUCUCUUGUACUCUUGUUUAACAACGCUCGUGCGUCAUGUUGAAACAUCUCUGGCAACCAUUAUUUAUCGUAAACAGGUAAUAAAAAAUUUUAGAAAAAAAAUACUCCAAAAAAUUAGCCACUUUUUUUAGAGCUGCGAUAGAAUCUCCGUUUUUGUGAGUUUUAUUAUCGCAGUUAAGUACGUAAAAUGGAAAAACAUAUGAUUUUAAUUGUUGCAGCGCCAUGAAAUAUUAAGUAAUGACUUUAUUAAUGUGGUUGGUUCUUCAGUACACAGUUGUUAACAUCGAGUUAACGUUGUGUUGCGAACAUCGGAAUGUAAUUUAUAUUUUAUAGUCAUAUUAAAAACUAAACCUAUACAAAUGGCGGAAGAAUGUGAUGUAAUAAUUUUUGGAGCGAGCGGCUAUACUGGCCGAUUCGUGAUUACGGAGAUGAUACGAAUAUGCCGGAAUUACCCGGAUAUCCGUUGGGCAAUCGCUGGUAGAUCUAAACCAAAAUUGGAAGCUGCUUUGUUAGUUGCCAAGAACAACGGAGAAGACGUAUCGGGUAUCCAAAUAAUAAUAGCUGAUGCUGAAGAUGAAGAAUCUAUUAAGGCAAUGUGUCGUCGCUGUAAGCUCGUAAUGAACUGUAGCGGACCGUUCAUGUGGUAUGGAGAAGCAGUUGUUAAAGCAGCCAUUGAAUGUAAAAUACAUUACAUAGAUGUGUGCAGUGAAUUUACGUUCUUGGAAACCAUCAAGAAAUAUGACGCCGCAGCAUGCGAUAGUGGUGUAUUAGUGAUCAAUGCGUGUGGUCUUGGAUGCCUAACUGCUGACCUGGGAGUCCUUUUCCUUCAACAGCAGUUCCAAGGAACAUUGAAUUCGGUAGAAGCAUAUCUGACGACACAGCCUGAUGUGAUCAGAGGCUUGCCAAAGAACGUCAUCAGGAAUAGUACGUGGGAGGCUUUGGUCUACGAUAUGAUGGCGAAACCUUUUUGGGGCAGUUCAAAGGUACAAGGAGAUCUUAACUUGGAGCCGGAAUUAAAGACAAGGACUUUCGUGCAUAAGAGAUUCAACCGCUGGUGCAUUCCAUUCCCAGGGUCGGAGGAAAUCGUUGUUGAGCGAACCCAGAACUAUUUUAAACAUUCCCGUCCAAUACAGUUUAAGCGUUACCGUUCCCUACCAUCUCUUUUCACUUCUCUUGUUUCCAUUAUUGGUGGCUACCUCAUCCUUCUCCUAUUAAAAUUCUUCGGUUUAUGUUCUUUCUUUAUAAAAUACCCAAGGAUCGCCUCACUGGGGUUGGUAACGUAUGGAGAUCCAGAUGAAAAGAUAAUGGAAAGACUGAGAUUUGAUUAUCUGAUGGUGGGAGUUGGUUGGAAGGGAGAUGUAAAGGGACCUCCGUGCGAAGAGAUGAUAGUUGAAGUUUACCCAAUAGGUAAACGAAAUGCGCCAUACGAGGGAACGGCGAUUGCUGUAAUCUAUUCUGCCCUCACUAUUCUUACGGAGAGAGAGAAAAUUCCCAAGUGUGGAGUUUUAACACCCGGAGCAGCCUU
Molecule: messenger RNA, 4116 nt
Organism: Pieris napi
Lineage: Eukaryota; Metazoa; Arthropoda; Insecta; Lepidoptera; Pieridae
Product: saccharopine dehydrogenase-like oxidoreductase
Exons: 17
Coding region: 462-1715 (417 amino acids)
Biological process (GO): glycolipid biosynthetic process
Cellular component (GO): plasma membrane; lipid droplet; mitochondrion
Source: RefSeq, a predicted model, not a curated record